UUGCAGCGCAAAGCACUGCCGCGAGGAAUCAGGUGAACGUCGACCAGACGGGAGAAUUCGCGAGCUCCGGAAUUGCCCAUAAUGGCAAAAAACUCGAGGCACGUCGCGGAGAAGUGCAUUUCCGGGGACGUGCAUUUUUCGAGCGGUCAGAAAGAGGUUAGGCCUCGCUAGAGGCGGGUGGCCGGCUCUCGGAGACGUUUUCCGAGACGGACGGGAAGAGCGCAGCGCACUGUCGUUAGCGGGAGCAAUUUUUCAUGGGAUUCCAGUAGAAAUAGUCGACGACUAUUUCCUUGACGAGUAGAGUCGUCAGCGAGACGGUGCCCGGUGCCUCCACAACUCCGUCUGGCUGCAGCGGUGAUACGUAAACAAUCACCAUGGCGAAGGAAAUGAUGAUAGUUUUUGUCUAUGACACGGCAAGGUGUCGUAAAGAGGAGGAUGACCCUGCCGAGGCGGUCGUGUACUUUCAUCCAGCUUGGGUGUCUCCGACACAGAGAUUGGCUCUUGCGGGUCAACUAAUGGGAGUCAACCAGUUUCUCACCACGUCGUUUUCUCCUCCAUCCACAAUUUCCCUGCAAGGCGGUAAAUUUGUUAUGAAGAAGUUCGGACAGUUCAUGCUCGCAGUUGGGACGGACAGAAAUAUCCAGGAUUGGAUUCUGCUGAGGAGAAUGAACACAUUGGAGUCGAUAUUGAAGUUUUUCCACUGCGACUUGGAAACAGUAUCGGCAUCUCUGAACAACGACAGAAACAGAUUAACUGAAAAGCUAUAUCAAAUGUUUGAGACUUACUUGCCCAUACUGCAAUAUAGUGCCGGUUUAUUUUCAAGCAUCCCCAACAUGAAACUCCCAAAGAGUGCGAGCAACAUAUUCCUGGAGGCUAUUCAAGUUUUACAAUAUUGCCAAGGAACCAAUGGUAUUAUGGCUGGAGCAAUGUUUUACAACAAUAAAGUCGUUGCUACACAGUUGAGUGCUGACUUAACGAAACAGUUAGUAAUAGCCGAUCCAUAUCGAAUAAAGGUACCUGCAGAGAGAAUAUCAACUGAAUUCCAUCUACCCAUCGGUGUCCAGCUACUGCGUGUCUACAUCCAGCGAAGUCAACUCUUAGAGCUGACACGAGUAGCAAAUACCGAGCGUGCGCACAGUUCUCACCUUGAUUUAACAAAGAAAGUACCGUUCAAAAAGAGCUUAUCGAAGAGUGGCAUCAAGGACCUGCCUGUCUCGGGAAUGAAGCGCGACACUUCGCGGAUAUUCACAGUCCCCGAAGAAGGAGAACUGGAGUCGACACAGUGCAGUAUAGUUCCUCCUGUUUUUCAACCAAGUGCAGUUUACGUGCCCCCAGUGAAACGAAAGCAGGAAACCAAGGUGGACCAUCCCAAAUAUACAAACCCACCCACUCCGAGUGUAUGUUCGACUCCGUUGAAGGACAUCAAUCGGGUCCUUCAUGACACAGCAGUGUCAAUUUGCAGCACUGCGGAGGAAAUCGACAGAAAGAAUGCAGAGAAGGGCAAGGAGGAGCUGAAGGAAAAUAUAGACGACAUUCCAGACGUCGUUAAGGAGGCUCUCAGGUACAAACGAAUAAACAAACUGAGAAACGCUCCUCCGAAGGAGCGACAAAUUAGAUACAAGGAGUCGGACAAGAGGAGCCUAAGCACAUCAGACCUGGAGGAAUCCAUUCGAAAGUACUCCAACAGAGUGACACUCAGAUAUUAUUGUCUAGGACUUCCGAAAUUGAACGACGAUCUGUGCACCGAUUAUGGCCCGGACUCGAUUAAGCCUAAACAUCGAAAGCAGUUUUUUAAUACCAUCACUGACCCAUACUAUCCAGUGUUUCGAUACGAUGGUCUCCCUGUGUCUCGGUCCUUGUACGAUAAUUAUAUCGCGUCACAGUAUCAGGAAGUGACAGAUGAAAGCGAGGAAAGUGUCAAGUCACCAAUGACUAAUAGCUAUAAAAGUUUACAUACUGCUAAUGUGAUAAAUGAUGCGUCUGGUAUCAGCGAAGGGUCAGUCGAAGCUUCUAAAGAUUCUUCUUUCCUGGACCAGAAGGUUAAGGCUCCAUUGGACUUCAGAUUGGAGAACAAAGUCAAGCAGGAGACGUACAGGAGGUCCAUGAGUCUCCCUUUGAAGUCUCUGAAUGCCCCGGAGGAUGAUGACAGGCGAAAGUCUACUUCGGAGUGUGACAGUGUUUUCAAUCUGCCACCGAGGAGGAAACUGGACGGUCUGCAGUUGACACCUCUGAUGUCUAAGCUCAGUCUUCUGGCGGAUGAGAGAACCAGUGGAUUUUGUAGCAGGGAAACUACCCCGAGCGAGUUUAGAGAUUUCUCUGGCUUCUCUGCUGGAACCAACCAGCUGAUAAAGAGCAAACUCGAAGCUGUCAGCAAGGAAGCUGGGAGUGACGGAGAGGACGACCUCGACGAGGACUGGGUGACAUCCGCCGAAGAAGACAGCUGUUUACAGAAGGUUGAAUUGUUUCUUUGCGGACACCAAAAUAUGGUCCUUGUUUUGCUGAUGGAAGAUGGCACUGGGAAUAAUCCGGAUCUGAUACAUUCAUUGUGGGAAACCUGUGUGAACACUUUGGGCAGUCUGGAAUUGAGGCUGCAACAGACUUUGGAGCCUCAGCCUGCGACGGAUAACAAGGAACUGUACAGUGUACUCUGUGUCGAUCCACAAUGGGACACCGUACAUAGAUCAGGGUUGUGGGGUGUGACGGAGCUGGAAAUCAUCUCCUCGCUGCAUGACAAGUUCUCACGUUCCUGCAAUCUCACUGAUAUUGUGGUCAGAACGGAAGACACGGUCGUUUAUGGUAACCAGAGUGGAAAAGUCGAGGUAUUCUACCAACAAGCCGUGGCACCAAAUGCAGUCGGAGGACUUCCAACUCCUGCGGACUUAAUGGGAGUUGUACCCUUAAAGGCUAAACGCAGACUGGAGAGGGAUCAUGGAAUCAUAUUGCUGUAAAACUCGGUAACGUAGGCUCGUUCUAUUUAAGGUGAUAUGAAAUUGUUCUGCGAAGCGUCAAAAUAUUUACAAAACUUUUCUCCGAGCUGGGUGUACCGAAUAAUCUGAUUAUAUUAUCACUCGAGUAUCCAAAAUGAGUAUAGUUGAAAAGGGUAUAGAUAAAUUAUGUUUUAUCGGCAUCAAUUGAAUUUUAUAGCACUUUUCAUUUCACCUUAAAUGCAACUGUCCUUUUCUAUAUAAAGGCAGUUCGAUAACAUUGACAACAGGUAUUUGUCCGUUUGUCUGUAUAAUGAGAAAGAGGACUUUUACAAGGUAUGGAGACGCAAAACAGCGUCCAGCCAUUUUAAUCGCGAUUCGAUAUUAGAUAUUUUAGCAAGUGAUCUCUAUUGACAUCCCUUUAGGGCGAUACGAUCUAACAUUUCCGCUUUGCUAUUUAACAGUGUAUAAGUAAUCGGUGGAUAAUGGGUACAUGGUCAAUGUUGGGUAACGACACGAGCCUACACGCAUUGGUCUUUUAUAUCGUUAUUUUUUAUAAUGAAACGUAUUAAUCAUGGAUACAUAUGUGUGUCUGUACAUAACUGCGAGUUAAGGUAUAGUUAAUUUCAUCGAUAAGACAGUUUGGCUACAUGGAUUUUCACUUUUUCACAAAUUGCGCACCUGAUUGUUGGAUGUACGUGGACAGUUUUCGCGUAUUCGGAAUAGCUAAUUGUUAAAUAUAUUAUUCAGUGGCGUCGUGAAUAAUUAUGUAAUUACAUUACGCUGCGUCACUUUGUCUUGACCGUGAGACAGGAUUUAUUUAUUUGUUGUUGUACUUUGUUGUCGAGAAUUUUCGUUAUCGUGGAUCCAAGUGUUUUGUAAAUAUUUUCGUGAUGGCGUGUCUACGAUUUGAAUCGUUUAAAUAGUUAAGGAGUUACGUUUGAGCGUGUAGAAUAGAAAAUGCUCUUGUACGAGUCUACGUGUCGAGGAACCAAAAUCACGUCUUGAUAUCAGCAAUUCCUUUAAGUGCAGACCGAAGAUCUGAACAUUAACGAAGAGUAAUAUCUUUAAAGCAAUAGUGGCACCUUCGAAUCUAGAAGUUCCCCUAUUUUGUAAGACUUUUCUGACAAGCGAGAGGUGAAAGAUCUACAUGGGAUAUUUAAGCAACUUCGUCACAUUCCUGUUGGCUUUAUAAUUGUCAAGCUUAGUAUUUUACACGGGCCAGGAUUCCAUCGCCUAACGAUUGCAGUCGAUAGUCCUUUAGCAAGCAUGUGUACAUGAGACUAGUAAUUUAUUCGUCCAGAUUCUGUCCUUAGUGCCAACGGCAGCUUUGCUUAGCGUACCGCAUAUACCGAUACGUCUUUAUAAUUCAAUUAAUUCAGGAUGUACCUUGUACGCAAACGUUGACGACGACGUCGAUGUUUUAUCAGAGUGCACGCAACGUAACAUAUCACGUUUUCUAAAGGGAACCCGAUGCCACUCGUAUUUUUGUUAAGUUUGACUAAUCGUCGUUCCGUGGGGAAGUAUUUUGUACGAGUACGUGCAGUAUUAAGAAACAUAUUUAAAAUACGAAUGCUAAAGAUGCGAGAGUCUGUAGCACUUGUGUACAAAGUGUAACCGAUGUUACCAUUCAACUUCUCCGGCUCACAGUUAAAAACUGUACACGAACUUAACCUAACCUUUACACAUGGCAAGAGGAAUAAACAUAAGGAUGUUUUGUAAAGAAAUUGUACUGGUUACAAGCGGUUACAAGCCGUCGUUUCGUUGCAACUUCGAAUUUAGACGUUUUGAGGCACUUUUUUUUAGAGAAUUGUUCGGAAUUACUCGAAAUUAGAGCCGUAGAAGCAUGAUUUAUACGGUACGAUAAAAAGGCAGCGAUUAGAGCGCUAACUAGUGCUUUCCCUGUUUAUUAUUAGACAUUGUACUUCGGUAGGGUCUUUAGUAUUCCGAGUAAAAGCGUAGGAACGUGUUUUGCAACUAAUAGCGAUAAUAAAGUAACCGAAUACAAUCAAGCCAGAAA
Messenger RNA from Orussus abietinus, 4944 nucleotides. RefSeq lists its product as uncharacterized. The record is from RefSeq and is a predicted model, not a curated record. Bases 375 to 2948 code for a protein of 857 amino acids. Gene Ontology annotation, biological process: vesicle-mediated transport. NCBI's taxonomy places the organism in Eukaryota, Metazoa, Arthropoda, Insecta, Hymenoptera, Orussidae. The transcript is spliced from 9 exons.